This is a messenger RNA of Eruca vesicaria subsp. sativa (arugula), 1258 nucleotides long. NCBI's taxonomy places the organism in Eukaryota, Viridiplantae, Streptophyta, Magnoliopsida, Brassicales, Brassicaceae. The record is from the annotation of a GenBank genome assembly.
AAACCAUUUGAUAACCACAACUUUUCUAUCAAAUAAGGUUUAGUUUUUUGUUGUUGGAUCAGAUAUUUGCUUUUCUUUUAGGGUUUUAAGGUUUCUUGGGUGAUAAAAAAAGAUGGAAACUUUUGGUGCGUUUCACAAGGGGGAUGAUGAGCAGAUGGUUUUGCCUCCUGGGUUUAGGUUUCAUCCAACAGACGAAGAACUCAUAACCCACUAUCUUCACAACAAGGUUCUUGACAUUGGUUUCUCAGCUAAAGCUAUUGGUGAGGUGGAUUUGAACAAAGCUGAGCCAUGGGAGUUGCCAUAUAAAGCAAAAAUGGGUGAGAAAGAAUGGUACUUCUUCUGUGUGAGGGAUAGAAAAUAUCCAACCGGUUUGAGGACUAACCGGGCAACUCAAGCCGGUUACUGGAAGGCUACUGGGAAGGAUAAGGAGAUUUUCAGAGGCAAAUCACUAGUUGGUAUGAAGAAAACACUUGUUUUCUACAGAGGAAGAGCUCCAAAAGGGCAAAAAACAAACUGGGUGAUGCAUGAGUAUAGGCUUGAUGGGAAACUCUCUCCUCACAACUUGCCCAAAACCGCCAAGAAUGAAUGGGUGAUAUGUAGAGUAUUUCACAAAACUGCUGGAGGCAAGAAGAUCCCUAUUUCAACUUUGAUCCAAAUUGGUUCUUAUGGAGGUUCUAGUUUACCACCUCUAACAGAUUCUUCACCAUAUAACAAUGACAAAACCAAGACGGAACAGAGUUACGUGCCCUGCUUCUCCAACCAAAAUGAAACAAGAGGAACAUUACUCAAUUACUUCAGCAACAACCCUGUCCUUAGCUCGAUUCCACUAUACCAAACUCAGUCUCUCCAUGUUUCUGAUCCGGUUCUUACACAAGAACAACCGGUUUCUCAAGCCAUGUUUGAGAACAACAGAAGGCAGAGCUUCAAAACGUUGAGUAUCUCACAGGAAACUGGAGUUUCUAAUACCGAUAAUGAAUUUGGGAGGAAAGGAUUCGAUCAUCAAGAAGUUCCUUCUUCCUCCACUGGUCCCGUUGAUCUUGAACCUUUCUGGAGUUACUGAAGAUUCAGAAAGCUCAAAAGUUUAUUAUCUUAGGUCACAAGUAAGAUGAACUUCGCAAUAUUAGUGUUUUUUCCUUUUAGCGUGGUGUGUUAAGUUUGUAUAGAUUAUUUAUUAUAUCACUGCUUCCAACUCUUUAGUGUGUUUUUUUUUAUUGUUAUUAUUAUACUCAACUUAAACUUGAUAUUAGAGAGAUGAUAA